UCUGUGGACUGGGUGACCGGUGAAAUGAACUUUCAAGUUAUAAGUUGUAAUAUUAGUAUUUAGUAGUCGCGAUUAUUGGGUAUACUUCUUAGUUCUAUAAAGGUAUUUUUGAAUAAGUUAUCUUUAACAGUUUUACGUUUUCGCUUUUAAAUAAGAUUAAACUUUGUAAACAAAUCGUAUUAAGUACAAACUUGUGUGUUUAAACAUUUACAAAAAUGCGCCGAUUAGCUUUUGCAGACUGUUUGCUAUUAAUAUUGUUAAUAUGCAUACAAAAUUCAACUCAAGUCAAGAAACAAACAUCAAUCACUCAAGUUGAAGACCUUAAAGAUUUCAAAAAGUUAAUGAAAACAAAGACUAAUGUUUUAGUCUUAUACAUAAAUAUUCAGAAAGAGGCCACACCUAUUUUAAAGACAUUCCGAGAAGUAGCAGAUAAAAUGAAAGGGCAGGCUACACUGGUGUCCAUUAAUUGUGCUGGAGGUGAAGGGAAAAAGCUUUGCAAAAAAUUGAAGAUUGAAAAAAGCAGUCCUUACUUCAUUAAGCACUUUAAAGAUGGAGAAUUCAAUAAGGAUUAUGAUAGAGCAGAAACAGUCAAUUCUAUAGUAAAUUUUUUAUUGGAUCCAACUGGAGAUGCACCAUGGGACGAAGAUCCAUCUGCUAAUCAUAUUUAUCAUUUAGCUGAUUCUAUGGCUCUAUCUAGCUUUCUCAAAAAGUGUGCAGCAACCUCAAUGAAGUCAAUAAUUAUGUUUUAUGCUCCUUGGUGUGGGUAUUGUAAAAUAUUGAAACCUGAAUAUUCUGAUGCAGCUUUGGACUUAAAGGGAGAAGCAAUGCUGGCAGCUAUGGAUGUAUCUAAACCUCAUAAUUCAAAACUUCGUUAUGAAUACAACAUUACAGGGUUCCCCACUCUAUUGUAUUUUGUAAAAGGAAAUUAUCGUAUGGUGUACAAUGGGGAAAACAAGCGCGAUUCGUUAGUGCGGUUCAUUCGAGACCCGAAUAGUGUACAGGAGAUGAAGAAGGAAACCCCAAAAUCCUGGGACUUGGAUACCGAUCUACUACACUUGACAGCGGAUAGCUUUGAUUCAACAUUAAAACACGUAAACAACGCUAUGGUAGUGUUCUACGCCCCUUGGUGCGGUCAUUGUAAGAACUUGAAGCCGAAUCUCAUUAAAGCUGAAGAAAGUAUGAGGACGCAACAGAUUGCUGGUAUGAUCGCAGUUGUUGAUGUGACGUCAGAGCAGGGUUUGGGGUCCAGGUUCAAUAUCAAGGGAUAUCCGUCGAUCAAGUAUUUUAACAAUGGCGAAUACAAAUAUGACCUGAACUUCCGCACUGAUGACAAAAUCGUUGAAUUUAUGAAGAACCCCCAAGAACCGGUGCCUACACCACCAGAAACGCCAUGGUCUGAAGAGGAGACAUCUGUGCGUCACCUCUCAGCAAGCAACUUUAAACGCUCGCUUAAGAAGGCGGCAUACGCGAUAGUUAUGUUCUAUGCUCCAUGGUGCGGUCACUGUAAAUCGACUAAACCGGAAUUCGUAAAGGCCGCCGACACAUUCGCGGAUAACCUGAUGGUUCUGUUUGGGGCCGUAGACUGUACGGUUGAGGAAGACAUUUGUAAUAAUUACAAAGUUACUGGUUAUCCCACAUUUAAAUACUUCCAUCAUUAUGAGGGAGUUGAAGAUUAUAAUGGCGGGAGAAGGAGUGAGGACUUCGUAAAGCACAUACAUACACAAAUAGAUGGUCAGAGGCAAGAGCAGGGUAGGAAGAGUCAUACUGUGACAGGAUUUGGGAUAAAUGUGGUGCAAGCGAGUGAUGCAGAUUUUGAAGAGAUUCUCUCCGACUCAGUUCCCAGUUUUGUUAUGUAUCAUGCUCAAUGGUGUGGUCACUGUAACGAGAUUAAGCCGUCAUUUAGCCGCCUAGCAACUAAACUGAAAAGCGAGAAUGCUAAAAUAAAAAUAGUAGCCAUUGACGUGACUGAUAAUCCGAAGGCAACAGAUUUUGGAGGUAUUAAAACGUUGCCUACAUUGAAAAUGUAUGCCAAGUCUUCUGAAGUAUCUGUUUACGGGGGAGAUAGAUCUGAGGAUGAUAUGUACAAAUUCUGUAAGAGUUUUCAGGUGAAAGAUGAAUUGUGAUUUUUGUAGCAAAAUCAUGAAAUUUAUUCAGAUCAUUAAAUUUUUUUUAUAUCAUUAAAUUUUCAUCAUUAUUACUUUUUUUAUCUAGCAAUAUAUGUUGAAUCAUCUUAUAACUGCUAAAAAUAUGUAGGUUAACAAUGUCAGAAUUGUUAAUAUAAUAAUUAUAUUAAAAUCGUUCGUAAAACUCAAUAUUAACAAUUCAAUGAAGUUAAUUAGAAAGAAUUUAUAGUUCAAGUUAAAAAGGUAUUCUUUUCGAGGUUUUCAAGUUUUAAUUAUUGGGUAUUGCGAAGCUUUUAAUUUUUCAUUUAGAUACCUCAAAAAAAUUUGAUAGUUUUUAUAUAUUCCAGUUGGUAUUCAUUCUCAACAAGUGUAUUUUGUAUAAAUGUAAUUAUUUUGUCAGUAAUUAAAAUAACACAGUUCUCAAUUGAAGAUGUUUGAAAUUUAAUUUCAAAAUCAAAAUGUUGCCAAUUUCCUUGAAUGAACGCGGUCAAAACAACUUGUUGGUAAUUAUACGAACUCAGAACUUUUUAAUCGACUUUAUAAAAAUGUGUUGAUUUGUAUGUGAUAUUUUGUGUAUAAUAAGAGUUUUUAACCUGUGUGUUAAACUUUGUAUCUGCAAAAUUUAUUAGGUCACAGGUUCAAUAAGGGAGUAAUGGUUGGUUUAUUGGUUUUCGAUAUAUAUUCUGAAUUUCAUAUAUUUAUGAAGUCGGUCUAAAUUUUUUAAUUACCUUUCGUCAGUUUCCGUCAUUUUGUCAGGACUAGCAAUUCACACUCACACUACACUAAAUUUGAUUGAUUUUAAUUUGUAAUUAACGUAAUUAUUAACGGCACGGAAUUCUGAUUUAUAAAUGUAUUGAAUGGUUUAUAGUAUACAUAAAUUGAUUAAAAUUUCGUAAAAUCAAGCCCGGAUCAAUUAAACCACGAUUCGUAAAAGCUACGAGGCGUUUGCACUAUUUGUUUGAAAUCAAGGUUACAAUAAUAAUAGAGAAUCCGCGUCUUCAUAUCGGCACGUACAUUCCAUUUUUUCGAUCUUAAUUGAAAAAACUUAGGAUUUGCGGUAUUUUUGGUAUAAGUAGACGUGUUUCGUAAUAAUGGACGACAAAAGUUAAGCCUAUAACUUUUAAGAAAUCAGUUCAGUCAAAUUUUAAAUUGUUAAUCCAUACAAAAAUACUACGUAGGUUUAUUUUGUCAAAACAGUGAUCCAACAUACUCUAACUACCCAUCCAAAUCAACACAGUCAAUAUAUAUUGAUACAUCACAAAAAAUAAUUAUUAUGUCAAUAUGCUCAAUAUUUCUGCCGCGUUUACACAUGAAUAAAUAUUGACGAGAUCUCAAACCCUGUAAGUAACAUUCCAAUUGGAAUUGGUUGCAAUACUUGUAACUGAAUUUUUAUAUGUACCUUCUAAUAUUGAUCUAAUGCAAUAGUUUACUUCCCUGUCUGACAGGGCUAAUUGUAAUUCUUUAUAACUGGUUCGUUAACUAACGUAAACGUAUGUUGUUAUUACUAAUAUUAAUUGUGCCUUUAUAAUUCGUAUAAAACAUAUAUUUUUUAAACUAAAGCCCAUUGUCGUAUAAUGAAUGUUAAUAAAAUCAAAUUACUUCAAAUCGUCUAUCAAUUUUAAGUAUAGCUUUGAUAUUUGAGUUGUACAGUCGUCGCAAUGUUAAAUUUGACCAGAAAAAAUCGUUUAAAUAUACAAAUGCUUCUUAAGUCCUUUUGGCAUAUAGAAGUCGGUUUGCUGUAUUAAAUCAGUCUUGAUGUAAUUUGCUACAGUAAUAUAGGAUUAUUUCUCCUAAUGGAAUAUUAAAUGUACGUACUUAUUAGACAUAAUUUUUGGGUUCAAUCGUGGAAUAGAUAAAUAGGUUGGAAGGGAGUUUACUUUCCAGUUAAUUUACAAAGCUAUUGUGGUAACUACGUUACCCUUGCGCCCAUAUCAUCUAUUUCGCUGGUGCUAUUGUGAACCUAUUGGCGUCAUACGUAAAAGUAUCCGAAAAUUUACACUUUUUUAUAUACACUACUAUUUACAUAUGUAUUUACAUAAAUUUUGUACGAAUUUAUAGAGUUAAAAUAUUUUGCCUAUAUUAUAAAUGAGUUCAUAUACAAUUUUGGCCAAAUAUGGCCAGCCAGUUUUGGAUUUGAGUUUCGACGGAACAAGUGUUUGGUUGAGCUAUUUGUCUAAAAAUCAUAUUUUCAUUUAAUUAAGCCUCAUGUCUACCCAAACCGUUUCUCCGGCACUGAAUCCCAUUACUGGCAUGUGUACCACUAUAAUUAUAUGUUCCUCCAUUGUCUUCCAAGUAUUUAAUGCAUUUAGUUAUGAGUUAAAAUGCUUUUUCAGAUAUGAAAAUAAGGAUAAUUGUUGGAGAUGUAACAUACUUAUUUUUUCUAUAAAUAAAUUGUCUUGCAAGCAA
Messenger RNA from Pieris rapae (cabbage white), 4529 nucleotides. RefSeq names its product protein disulfide-isomerase A5. Gene Ontology annotation, biological process: protein folding. The transcript is spliced from 12 exons. Gene Ontology annotation, molecular function: protein disulfide isomerase activity. Gene Ontology annotation, cellular component: endoplasmic reticulum. The record is from RefSeq and is a predicted model, not a curated record. Bases 216 to 2123 code for a protein of 635 amino acids. Lineage: Eukaryota; Metazoa; Arthropoda; Insecta; Lepidoptera; Pieridae.